AUGAGCGAUAUCGUCAUCACAGACUUCCAACUGAAGCAUCUCAACAAGACGUUGGCCAAGCUGUCCCCGCAGGAGGUUUUGAAGUGGGCUGUGGUUACGUUUCCAAACCUUUUCCAGACCACAGCUUUUGGUUUGACCGGACUUUGUAUCCUGGACAUGCUCGACAAACUCGACAUCGAUCCUAUUGAUUUGGUCUUCAUCGAUACCCUGUAUCACUUCCCGCAAACUCAUUCUUUGAUCGAGCAGGUGCAAACCAGAUACCCAAGAUUCAAGCUCCAUAUUUAUAAGCCAGACGGCUGCGAUUCGACCCAGCAGUUCGAGGAAAAGUACGGCGACGAGUUGUGGGUCAAAGACGAACUCAAAUACGACUUCCUUGCCAAAGUGGAGCCUCUGCAAAGAGCACACAAGGAACUCAAUAUCAAGGCUGUGUUCACGGGGAGAAGACGUUCUCAGGGCGGAGCGCGCUCGGAACUGCCUAUUGUGGAGAUCGACGAGAGUCUGAACGUGAUAAAGAUCAGUCCGUUGGCCAGCUGGGACUUCAAGAUGGUCCAGGCGUACGUGAAAGAGAAUAACGUGCCGUACAACGAGCUUCUUGAUCUCGGUUACAAGUCGAUCGGAGACUGGCACUCAACCGAGCCGGUUGCCGAGGGCGAAGACGAACGGAGCGGAAGAUGGAAGGGCAAGGCCAAGACCGAGUGCGGGAUCCAUCAGACGUCUAAGUACCAGCAGUACUUGAGCCAGGUUAAAUAA
Molecule: messenger RNA, 750 nt
Organism: Ogataea philodendri
Lineage: Eukaryota; Fungi; Ascomycota; Pichiomycetes; Pichiales; Pichiaceae
Exons: 1
Coding region: 1-750 (249 amino acids)
Cellular component (GO): cytoplasm
Molecular function (GO): phosphoadenylyl-sulfate reductase (thioredoxin) activity
Source: RefSeq, a predicted model, not a curated record